Molecule: messenger RNA, 626 nt
Organism: Nymphaea colorata (pocket water lily)
Lineage: Eukaryota; Viridiplantae; Streptophyta; Magnoliopsida; Nymphaeales; Nymphaeaceae
Exons: 2
Coding region: 73-402 (109 amino acids)
Source: RefSeq, a predicted model, not a curated record
AUAAAUAGAGCAGCAAGGAGGUUUAAUUCUGCACCGAUCAUCCUUUCUCCCCUAGUUUGGUAUAACUCUCCAAUGAAGCGAGUCUCCGUCCCCAUCCUCUUUCUGACCGUCCUCUUAUUGCUGUCUGUAGCAUUUGCACGCCAAUUAGGCGAAAAAGAAUAUGAUAAGGAUGCUGAUGUAGAUCAGUGGGGUGGGCGGCCGGGUUGGGGCGGCCGCCCUGGUUGGGGUGGCGGCCCUGGCUGGGGCCGACCAGGCUGGGGUGGCGGUCCUGGCUGGGGCCCGGGGCGCGGUGGUGGUGGCCCUGGAUGGGGUGGCUGUCGAUACCGCUGUUAUGGUGGUCGGUGCUGUUCCGCCACAGAGUUUGCUGAGUUUGUGCAAUCCCAAGGUCUUCCGCAGAACUAAUCAAGCGUCAGAUCCCUAUCCGUUUGAAUAAAUAAAUAAUGAUGGCCAUAUGAAUCAUCAUCAUGUGUGGAACGUACUUCUAAAAUGGAAAGAUAGAUUAUGCGGAUAGUGGAGAGAAUGAUGUUGUGGUUUGUUUCAUGUAAUGCGAGCCAAAAGCUUGUAUGAUCAUGUGUACGGUUGUGCUGUGUUAACUGUGCAAUGAAAUGCUAUGCAAUAUUGCUCUA